AUGGCGAUCAGCACGAACGACGACAAGCAGGUCAAGCUGCACGAAAGCCCAACUUCCUCUGACGGGGACCAAUCUUCUCAGAACGAGAUCAUCGCCCAGGAGCCAAAGAGGACAUGGCGCUCCAACCUUUGGGAUACCUGGGAUAAGCCCCCAGAGGAGCGCCGUUUUCUCUUUAAGCUCGAUGCGGUCGUCUUGACGUUCGCCUCACUAGGAUAUUUCAUCAAGUAUCUCGACCAGGUCAAUGUCGCCAACGCGUACGUGUCCGGCAUGAAGGAAGACCUCGGCCUCAAUGGCAAUGAGUUCAACAUUAUGGUGGCCGUGUGGACCGUUGGUUACGUGAUCGGUGAGAUACCGAGCAAUAUGCUGCUCACCAAGAUCCGCCCGGGCCUGUGGAUUCCAAUUUGCGAAACCGUGUGGUCUGUCUUGACCAUCUUGCUCGCCAAAUGCACCAACGCCCAGCAAAUUUAUGUGCUUCGGUUCUUCAUUGGCCUGGCCGAGAGCGCGUUCUACCCAGGUAUGCAAUACAUCAUCGGGUCGUGGUAUCGCAAGGACGAGCUGGCAAAGCGAUCCUGCAUCUUCCACGCCUGCGGAGCCAUCGGCACCAUGUUCAGCGGCUACCUCAUGGCCGCAGUGUAUACCCUGAAUUCGGUCCACGGGUACCACGGCUGGCAGUGGCUUUUCAUCAUCAACACAGUCAUCUCCCUACCAAUCUCUAUCGCCAGCUUUUUCUUCAUGCCGGAUGUCCCUGAGAUCACUAAGGCAUGGUGGCUCACGGAAGCCGAGAUCGAGUUGGCCAAGAAGCGGAUGCAGUCCGAGGGCCGUGCCACUCGUGGCAAGUACUCGCGCACCAAGCUCAAGAAGAUCUUCAGCUCGUGGCACAUCUACGCCCUGUGCGCCCUGUACAUCUUCUUCAACAACGGCUCCGGAUACGGCGGACAGCCCGCCUUUGCGCUCUGGCUCAAGUCCAAGGGCUACAGCAUCGCCGCGAUCAACAGCUACCCGACCAUCGCGGCGGCGAUAGCCGUGAUAUUCACCCUCAUCUACGCGUGGACCUCGGACACCAUAUUCAAGGGCGCCCGCUGGCCGCCAAUGGUCUUUGCUGGCACGGUCAACAUCAUCCUCUUCUCCAGUCUUGCAGCCAGGAACGUGCCCGACGGCUGGAAGUGGUUCUGCUACCUUUUCGGCAGCAUCAGCGGCGGCAUCAGUGGACUGACGUUUGCGUGGGCUCACGAGAUCUGCUCCGAAGACAACGAGGAGCGUGCGCUCGUCACCGGCGCGAUGAACGAGAUGGCAUAUGUCUUCCAGGCUUGGCUGCCGCUGCUCGUGUGGCAGGCGACCGAUGGCCCUUAUUACCGCAAGGGCUUCAUCACGGUCACGAUUUUCGCGGCGGGCAUGAUUGGCACGGCGAUGCUUAUUAGAUAUCUGCAUGCCAAGGAGAAGGCGCAGAAGGCGAAGGCGAGGGAGACGGGCGAGGCCUGA
Microdochium trichocladiopsis is the source of this 1479-nucleotide messenger RNA. RefSeq names its product pantothenate transporter liz1. Gene Ontology annotation, cellular component: membrane. The transcript has 3 exons. Gene Ontology annotation, biological process: transmembrane transport. The coding region runs from base 1 to 1479 and encodes 492 amino acids. Gene Ontology annotation, molecular function: transmembrane transporter activity. The record is from RefSeq and is a predicted model, not a curated record. NCBI's taxonomy places the organism in Eukaryota, Fungi, Ascomycota, Sordariomycetes, Xylariales, Microdochiaceae.